AUUUUUUGUUUAUUUCUCUUUUUUAAUAUUUUAAUCUCAUGUCUACUCAUACCAAAAAGUCAAAGUGGGAAUCCGAUGAAACAUUACGAAGAACCAAAAAGAAAAAAACCACUAGUCACAGCACAACAGGAUCCAGCACAUUGAAGAAAGAUUCACCUCUUAUUCGACCAAAACAACCAUCAACGACCAUGUCACCACAGAUCAGUCGACCUGCCACACCCGUACGACGUUUGAUUCCUCCAUCACAACCUAGUUUAGAUUCUACCACAACUUUACUUCAGUCCUGUCGAUCGGUAGAUGUAUAUGAACGCUUGAAUCAUAUCGAAGAAGGCUCUUAUGGUAUUGUGUUCCGAGCACGCGACAAGGCCACAGGCGAUAUUGUGGCGGUCAAGAAACUCAAACUCGAUAAGGAAAAAAACGGCUUCCCUAUUACUAGUUUACGUGAAAUCCAUACCCUGAUGAUUGCAAAACAUCCCAAUAUUGUCAAUGUACGUGAAAUUGUCAUGGGAAAUCGUUUGGAUCAAGUGUUUAUAGUGAUGGACUUCAUAGAUCAUGAUUUGAAAACAUUAAUGACUGAUAUGCAAACUACAUUUUUACAAUCUGAAGUCAAAACGUUGAUGAUUCAAUUACUAUCAGCAGUGGCAUUGAUGCAUGAUAAUUGGAUUAUUCAUCGUGAUUUAAAGACAAGCAAUUUACUUUUGAAUAAUCGUGGUGAAAUCAAAGUAGCCGAUUUUGGUUUGGCAAGGAUUUAUGGAAGUCCUAUGGGUCAUAUGACUCAAUUAGUAGUGACACUUUGGUAUAGAGCACCUGAACUAUUAUUGGGUGGCAAGGAAUAUACCACUGCUAUUGAUAUGUGGUCUAUUGGAUGUAUUUUUGCAGAAAUGAUUAACAAUGAACCUUUGGUAGCUGGUAGAAGUGAAAUUGAUCAAGUAGAUAAGAUCUUCAAAUUGUUAGGUAUGCCAGAUGAAAAGCGAUGGCCUGGAUUCAAGGAUUUACCACAUGCAAACAACAUUGCUUUUGUAGACCAACCACAUAACAACAUACGAGCGAAAUUCCCAUACUUGACUGAAGCCGGCAUGGAUCUAUUGAUGAAACUGUUAUGUUAUGACCCUGAACAACGAAUUACUGCAGAACAAGCAUUGAAACAUCCUUAUUUUAGUGAAAGUCCAUUACCAAAAGAUCCUGCUUUAUUUCCAACAUGGCCAUCCAAAGGAUCUGGUGAAAAGAAACGAGUCUAUAGCCCUUCUGCUCCUCAAGUCGCUCAUGCUGGUGAAGAGGAUGAUAAAAUGGCUGGCAUGGAAGGAAGUAUUUUUGCUGGUCAAGCGGCUGAUAAGGGUGGAUUCAGAUUGAAAUUAGGAUGAUAGAUUAGAAUAGAUUUGUAUACAUUUUUUUUAUGAAAUAAACAUUUUGUUGCUCUCCAUUGG
Halteromyces radiatus is the source of this 1424-nucleotide messenger RNA. Its product is annotated as kinase-like domain-containing protein. The record is from RefSeq and is a predicted model, not a curated record. Gene Ontology annotation, molecular function: cyclin-dependent protein serine/threonine kinase activity; ATP binding. The coding region runs from base 39 to 1361 and encodes 440 amino acids. Lineage: Eukaryota; Fungi; Mucoromycota; Mucoromycetes; Mucorales; Cunninghamellaceae. Gene Ontology annotation, biological process: protein phosphorylation; regulation of mitotic cell cycle. Gene Ontology annotation, cellular component: nucleus. The transcript has 8 exons.